Xenopus laevis (African clawed frog) is the source of this 3049-nucleotide messenger RNA. RefSeq names its product egg envelope component ZPAX L homeolog (gene zpax.L). The record is from RefSeq and is marked provisional. NCBI's taxonomy places the organism in Eukaryota, Metazoa, Chordata, Amphibia, Anura, Pipidae.
CGGAACAGAGGGUGUUUUGGUGGAACCAAAGGAAGAGUGUUUGUUGGUGCUUGAUUCCAGUACCCUGGCUGGGGAGAUGAAGCUUUCCAUUGGACUAAUAUCGCUUGUAGGAAUUUUGAUCUCUUCCGUUAUGGGGCAGCAAAGACCCGGCAGUGCUGACUUCAUCGUUUCCUCCUGCAAGAGGUCCCUUCUGCAACUUGAUUUGCCAGCUGUGUAUCUUGUCAAUAAGAAUGUGACGUUUGCAGCUAUUGACCAAUAUGGAAGCGCCUAUGAAAUUGGAGAUCAGUUGGCCGUACAGUGCGGAUAUAGAACGUCAUCGGACUUUUGGGGAAACGUUACCUUUAGGGCCUCUCUCAUGAGUUGCUACACUCAGAUAUUGGAUGACCAAUCCACUAUCACGAUAAGAAUCAAUAUAUUCCCGACCUGGGAUAAGAGUGCUUCUGUAAGUUACCUGAAGCAAGUCACCUGCCCCUACACGUGGGAUGCCCGUGAAAUCUUAUGCGAAAUGAACUACAUGGAGGUCUCUGUAAGAAGAAAGAUCCCCAUGAUUGCUGAAAGUGCUCUCCAAGAUGAGCCAGAGGACUGGGUUUCUGCCUUUCCAGAGGCUGUGGCUGGGCUUGUGUCCAUCUGGCAAGUGGUGUUCCACCUGCCGUCGACUCGGAAAGCAAUGUUGGUCCGGGAUGCUCAAAAGAUCGGCUAUGGCAUAAAUACAACGGAAUCAAGAAUGCUGCUCCGGUCUCCAUACAAAACGGCAGAAACGCAACUUCUGAAUAUUGGAGGUGUAAACUUUUCCUCUGUGAGAUCCACGAUAUUGUACAAACAGCGCUGGAUGAUCCUUAUGGUUGAUACGGCUGUGGCCUGCCCAGUUGAUGAUGUGAAGUACACAAAGCAAAUGAUUACAUGGUCUGUGCCCAAAGUCCUCUUGCCUCUACUGAUUGGCGCUAGUCGUCUCAAGAACAGCCGCAUUGCAUUUGGUGUCGACCUCCUCACUCUCACGAGCACUGAAAUCGCCAAUAGAAAAUAUGGGCUGAUGGACAACUACCUGGAUACUACAGUUAAUGUGCCUGUAGGUGCUCAAGGUGGCUAUUUUAAGAGCCAUGUAUCUAAUGGCCAAUAUGGUAUAACAUACAGCAUCAACGUGUUCCUUGAACAUGAGUGGGACGACAGCAUGUGGGGUGUAACAAAACACACUAUCAUAAAAGAAAUCACGACACCCUUUGAUGCACAACUUACCCCCAUCAUAAAUGAAACUAUUUCAACAACAAAAACAUUUAACGUAACCAUUGGUCCCUUCCUUCCUGAUGUUCAGCUGGUAAACAUCACCGUUGGGCUCGAAACACUGACCAUACCGGAGCUGAUGGCAAAGAACUACAACUUAACAACCAUAACAUAUCCAAAUGGAAGUGUGGCCUUCAGGUUAACUGUUCCUUUUACUGAUCAGAAUGUUAAGAUAGAGUAUAUUGGUGAAACCACAAGAGUUUACAUCCUCGUCGUUACCUUUGGGUUCAAGAUUAUUCCAACUAAUGAGACCUUCACCUGUACAACGACUAUUGUUACAUUGGUUCGGGAUGCUGUGUUACCUCAACCUUCUGGAUACUGCGAUAUGAACACACUGAACGUGAUUGUUAAACGUGGGAACGUGGAUAUAAAUUGGAUUCCUUAUGUAAACAACAUCCCACUGACUCCAGAAACUGCCCAGAGUAAUGGAGUCGUGUUCAUGGCUAACAGCACCCAUUACACAAUCACGGUGAAUCGAUAUUCGGACAAUGUCAUGUAUGAGGAAAUCAAUAACGCUGGAAUGACUGUGACCCUCCCAUUAACACUUGUUGAUAAUACCAAUGGAAAUCCCAUGUCUACAUUUUCUGUUUCGUGCAGUUACCCUACUGCAAAGCUUAUAGAUUGCUUUCCAAAUGGAACCAUUGCGGUUACGGUACUGAAACUCUCUACUGUGCCUGAUAUGGAGCUUUCACAGCUUGUAUUGAGAGACAAAUCCUGUAGGCCCGUCAUAUACACAGACACCUCUGCAAAAUUUGUGUUUCCCGUGAACACCUGUCUGACCACAAGAAAGUUUACCCAAACCAUGAUGAUUUAUGAAAAUGAUGUCUACUAUUACAGGCCUGGCCUUACAGAUGCUGCCUAUAAACUUCACGUUGCAUGUAACUACACAACAAAUCAAACAUUGAUUCUUCAGUACGGCUAUGAAGUUCCGCCAUCACCAAGUGCUCAGACGGCGUUUGGCACUCUUGCAUUGGUUUUACGACUAAGCAAAGACAGCAGGUACUCUACCUUCUAUGGAGAUGCAGAAUACCCGGUUGUAAAGUACUUGAUGGAUGCGUUGUAUUUUGAGGUUGAACUCCUUUAUAGUGUGGACCCCCAAUUAGAACUCUUUUUGGACAAUUGCUGGGCUACAGCUUCCCCUGACAAAACCAGCUUUCCAAAGUGGGAUGUUGUAGUCAACAGCUGUGAAUUUGUCGAGACCUACCAGACCAUAUUUCAUCCAGUGGCUGCAGACUCCAGAGUCGUAUACCCCAGCCACCUUAAACGCUUUGAAGUGAAGAUGUUUACCUUCAUGAAUGCAGACCGGGCCUACUUGGGAGAGAUCUAUUUUCAUUGCAGUGUGAUCAUUUGUGAUGCCGUACAAUUAUAUACUGAUCCAUUAUGUACAAAAUCUUGCAUCCCAGCUAGGCAGAGAACUGGGCGGAGCGCCAAACUGGACACAGACAGACAUCAGUACGUCUCUUCUGGUGCUUUACUGCUAAAAUCCAAUGUGCUGUCCAGCUUAAGUCCAUAUUGACUAGUCCGCCUCUCUUGACCUCCCAGAUAUCUUUUAUUAAAAGUGCACUUUUUUUGUUGUAUAAAACAAACUUGUUUCCUCUGUUUGUUCUGCUGGAGACUGGAGGAUGCCAGAAAUGGACUGAACUUUUUAAAGAGCCUCCCUCUUCAAUCACUCCGAGCCACAGCCCUAGUAGACAGAGGAUGGUAAAAAUGGGUGUUUUCGAAGAAAAUAUAACAACUGUAGCUUUUAAUAAAGAGGCUUCUUCUGACUUCA